This is a messenger RNA of Cottoperca gobio, 1789 nucleotides long. It is a transcript of the gene bpifcl, whose product is annotated as BPI fold containing family C, like. The transcript has 16 exons. Gene Ontology annotation, molecular function: lipid binding. NCBI's taxonomy places the organism in Eukaryota, Metazoa, Chordata, Actinopteri, Perciformes, Bovichtidae. The record is from RefSeq and is a predicted model, not a curated record. The coding region runs from base 130 to 1539 and encodes 469 amino acids.
CUUCUCAGUAACAGAGAAGUGAAAGCUUCAGCAGGUGACUCAACAGCAGAGAAACAGUGAAGACUUUUGUUAAGGAGUCGACUUUCAACUUGGCAGAUCAUCCUGCAGUAAUUCAGGGGACCCAGGAAAAUGCUUCCACCGGUGAUAGUUGUGUUCAUGCUCAUCUCUUUUACCUGUGGAGAAAAUCCUGCUGUACAAGUCAUCCUGACUAACAAAGGACUUCAGUACGGAAAGCAUGUCGGUGCAGGAUGGAUUCAGGACACGUUGGAGCAUGUCACUCUCCCUGACAUCAAUGGAGACGUCUUAGGCAUACACUACACACUAACAGGCAUCACCAUAACAAAGUGUGACUUUCCAGAGCCGUCUCUUGAGUUCAAGCAGGACAACACAGGAUUCAAGGCAUCCAUCUCAGGCCUCAGUGUUGCACUGACCGGCGGGUGGAUGACAAACUUUGGUAUAAUACAUGACGGAGGAACAUUCGAUUUGGCUAUAUUUACUAUGGAUGUGACCUCGGUAGUGGAGCUGGGGAAAGAUGCUAACGGCCAUCUGUCGGUCACCAGUGUCAGCUGUGAUGCUCAGGUUGCAGAUGUGGACAUACAAUUUCACGGUGGAGAAAGUUGGAUCUUCAAUCCUUUUGUGGAGCAUUUCAAGGGGCGUAUCAAGAGUGAAAUACAGAGCACAAUAUGCCCAAAUGUGAAGGAAUCCAUUGUGAACUUGGAGCACCAUCUACAGGCCAUGAACGUUUCCUUUGAUGUGGAUGAAGACUUCGCUUUUGCCCUCCCUCUCACCGGCGUACCCGUCGUGAAUGCGUCAAGUUUGAAUCUGGGUCUUAAGGGAGAGUUCUACAAUAUAAAGACUCACGCAGAGCCUCCCUUUGAGGCCCAGCCUUUCACAGUGCCUGAGCAGCCGGGCUACAUGUUGUCAUUGGGCCUGUCUGAAUUCACCGUGAACUCUGCCACGUAUGGAUUCUACUCUGCUGGAUGGCUUCAGACCCUCAUCACUGACAGCAUGAUACCUUCAUACCUCCACGUGCAUCUAAACACCAGCUCAAUGGGGCCUUACAUUCCUCAGCUUCCCAAGAUGUUUCCUGGUCUUCUGAUGAAUCUGCAGGUUUAUGCCAGACAGGUGCCGAUGUUUUCCUUCCAGCCCGAUGUCGUUAAACUGGCCCUCCAGGGCGCCGUGAAGGCCUUCGCCAUCCAGACAAAUCACACCCAGACCCCACUGUUCAAACUCAAUGUUGACUCAAACUUCAGCGGUAAAAUGUGGGUUGCUGGUGGAAGACUGAAGGGCUCCAUGGCACUGGAGAAUUUUUCACUGACGCUGGCAGCGAGUGAAGUGGGACCCUUUAAGACCGACACUUUGGAAGGUUUCACCAGAAUGGGAAUGAAGUUCGGCCUCAUGAAACUGAACAUGGAACUGGACAAAGGUGUUGUUUUACCCAGAAUGAGACACGCACAGCUGGUCAACACAGUUCUGGGGGUGGAAGAGGGAUUUAUAGCCAUCUCUUCAGAUGCUGAGGUGUUAACAGACUUCCACUGACAUCAGACCGGUCUGUUCAACUCAAACAUGUCAACUCAUCUCGGUUCAGACUCAGGCCUACAUAAUCAAAACGUGCUAAUCUACAGCCCUCAUGUCAAAUCUGCAGUAAUUCAUUAUUCAUUUAGAUAUGCUUAUAACAUGUUCAGCCUCAAAUCUAAUCUUUGUUGUGUAUGUAUUCAAAUUGAAUAUUUUUUUAAAGUGCAUUCUCCAUUUAUAUCAAAAUAAGAUAAUAAAGGGGUUAAAAAAUGUA